GGUUAAUAAUAAUUUCUGCUAAUAUGAACUAUCCUUAUGGUUAAUAGAUGGGGUAAUAUGCCUAUGAUCCAAACAUGAAUAUGGUAAGUUAAUAUUUUAUGUUAGAUGGGCUUUGAUCCUUAAAUGUAUUAAGAAUACGCUUAUUUUUAUUUCGGAGGACCUUCUACUCCUCCUCCUCCUAAAGGACCUUACCCAGGUAUUACUCAUGAAGAUUAUGAAUCUUUUGAUAUAAAUAAACAAAUUUUGUUCUAAAGAUUUUUAGGUGAGACAGCAGCCUAUUAUUCUAAACAUUUACCAAAAUAUUAAAAAGAGAUGGAGGAGUUUUUAAUUACAAAUACUGCUUAUCAAAUGAAUGAAUCAGAGAAAUAACUGAUGCAAAAUUACCUUGAUUAUAAGAAAAAAGAAAAAGAGUAUGAAUCAUUUCUUAAAUAAUUGGAAUAAGCAUCCCAACCAUUGAAUUCAGAAUUGGAACAAUAAAAAAUAUUAGAAUAAUAAAAAUUAGAAUAACAAAAGCUUGAAUAAUAAAAGUUAGAAGAAUAAAAAAAGUAACAGUAAUUAGAAUAAUAAAAAUUACAAUAACAAUAAUAAUAAUAAUAACAAGAAUAACCUAAAGAAGGAACAACAACUACAACUAGACCAAAAAGAAAGUUGAAUUUAAAUGCAAAACCAUUAGAAAUAGCUGUGAAUCCUCCUAAAAUGCCAAUUUUUCCAAAAUAACCAGAUUUUUUGGAUUUUGAUAAAUUUUGGAAUAAUUAUUCAGCAUAUAUAAGUUUUUAUAAUCCAAGUUGUGAAGAUGAAUAUAAAAAUUAUCCAAAACCAGAAUAAUAAAAGAAAAAAGAAGCAGACGAAGAAGCUAAGAGAAAGAAGAAAUAAGAAGAAAUAGAGAGAGCAAUUUAAAGUAAAAAUAAUAUUAAUAAUUUUAGAACGCAAAGAUGCUGAAUAGAGAGCAAAAGAUAAACCUGCUUAAACUUUGAAUCUAGUAGAAUAAGUAGUAAAAUUAGAAGGAGAAGUGGAUUUAUAGAAAUAUGUAGAUGUAUAAAAUAAUAAAUAAACUUAGCCUGAUGAAACAAGAUAACCAGUUAAUUUAGUAUUUAUUGGUCAUGUAGAUGCUGGUAAAUCUACACUUUGUGGAAGAUUAUUAUUAGAAUUAGGAGAAGUAAGUGAAGCAGAUGUUAAAAAAUAUGAAUAAGAAGCUGUUUAAAAUAAUAGAGAUUCUUGGUGGUUAGCAUAUGUGAUGGAUUAAAAUGAAGAAGAAAAAUAAAAAGGAAAAACAGUUGAAUGUGGAAAAGCAUAAUUUGUUACUAAAUAAAAAAGAUUUAUUCUUGCUGAUGCUCCAGGACAUAAAAACUAUGUUCCAAACAUGAUUAUGGGAGCAUGUUAAGCUGAUUUAGCUGGUUUAAUAGUAUCAGCUAAGACAGGAGAAUUUGAAUCAGGUUUUGAAAAAGGAGGUUAAACCUAAGAACAUGCAUUAUUAGCAAAAAGUUUAGGUGUUGAUCAUAUUAUCAUUAUUAUUACUAAAAUGGAUACUAUUGAUUGGAAUUAAGAUAGAUUUAAUAUGAUAUCAUAAAAUAUCUAAGAAUUUGUUCUUAAAUAGUGUAAAUUUGAUAAUGUUUAUGUUAUUCCGAUCGAUGCAUUAUCUGGAUCUAAUAUUAAAAAUAAAGUAGAAGAAACAAAAUGUAAUUGGUAUAAAGGUCCUUCACUAAUUGAUUUAAUUGAUACUGUAUCUAUACCAAAAAGAAAUGAAGAAGGCCCUAUUAGAAUGCCAAUAUUAGAUAAAUUUAAAGAUUUGGGAUCAUUAUACAUUUAUGGUAAGUUAGAAUCUGGUAAAAUUAUUGAAGGAUUAGAUGUUUCAAUUUAUCCAAAGAAACAACCUUUCUAGAUUGUAGAAUUAUAUAAUAUGAAAGAUUAGAAGAUGAAAUAUGCGAAGGCAGGUGAAAAUAUUAAAAUUAAAGUUAAAAAUAUUGAAGAAGAAGAUAUUAAAAGGGGAUUUAUGAUGUGCAAUUUAACAUCUAAUCCAUGCUUAGUGUCUUAAGAAUUCUAAGCCAAAAUAAGAUUAUUAGAUUUACCAGAAAGCAGAAGAAUAUUUUCAGAAGGAUAUUAAUGCAUCAUGCAUCUUCAUUCAGCAGUUGAAGAGAUUGAAGUUUCUUGUGUUGAAGCAGUUAUAGAUGCUGAAACUAAGAAAACUAUUAAAUAAAAUUUCCUCAAAUCAUUUAACGAAGGUAUAGCUAAAAUAUCUGUAAAAUAUAUUUAAUAAAUUAGAUUAAAAAUCCAGUUUGUAUGGAAAAAUACGAAACAAUUACUCAAUUAGGUCGAUUUGCUUUAAGAGAUGAUGGAAAGUAUAUAUAUGUUAAUAAUAACUUUAGAACUAUCGGAUUCGGCGAAAUUUUGAAAGUUAAACCAGUUAAAAUAGGUUGAUUGAUUUUUUAUUUUUAAAAAGUACAUUUGUAAACAAUAAUUUUA
Messenger RNA from Paramecium sonneborni, 2460 nucleotides. The record is from the annotation of a GenBank genome assembly. Lineage: Eukaryota; Ciliophora; Oligohymenophorea; Peniculida; Parameciidae.